UAUUCACUGCUCCCUGCAUCAGUGCCAUUCUUGGUCUUGGAAAGUGGAGCCAUUUUUUCCACAAAAGAAUUUGAUUAUGAGAAAGAUCCACAUUGCUACUUUUUAAAUAUAACAGUGACAGAUCCAGAUGGACUCAACUCAACUAAAACAGUAAAUAUAAAUAUAAUUAACAUCAAUGAUGAAAGACCUUACUUUACCAUAAAACAAAGAAUCUACAGGAUUCCGGAGGAGCAAAGCCCGGGCACCAUUGUUGCCAAUAUAACAGCUAAAGAUCCUGAUGAUGAAGACUCUCCCAGCAGACUUUUCUACAGCAUCCAGUCUUCUGACAGAUAUUUCUCCAUAAAUCCAUUGACUGGAGUGCUGCAGGUGACUGGGAGAAUCGACCGAGAUGCCCUUCCGCUGCGGCUCCAUCCUAACAUUUCAGUGAUAGUCCAGGUGGAGGACAGUCCCAGUGGCGGUCAUGCGAGCGAAAUGGAGAUCACAAUCAUUAUUGACGAUAUCAAUGACAACCCACCAGAAUGCAAUCCUUCUACCUUCAGGAAAGAGGCAAAUGAAAAUAUGACUGCUGGGACAUUUCUUCUUGAUCUUAGAAAUUACUGCAAAGAUAUUGAUGUUGAUCCAUCAAACAAUCGAUUUAAUUUCACUGGAUUAUCUGGUUUUGGAAGCAAUAACUUCGCUCUGGAGUCCACUGUGCCUGGCAGACUUGUGAUGACUGAAAGUAUUGAUUUAGAAAACCCAGCUAAUCUAGGAGUUGAAGUUUAUUCUUUGACUGUCAGGGUGCAAGAUAUUGCCUAUCCUAACUACUCAAAUAUCAUCUACAUUUACAUCAGGAUAAAGCCAGUGAAUGAAUUUUUUCCAGUCUUCAGUAAUUUAUCAUAUGAAUUUAAUGUUCCAGAAAUUACUAAAGGUACAGAGGAUCCUGCCAAGGUCCACAGGUCUGCAAAAAUCACUCCUGCCUGCCCUGUGGAGAAGCUGUCAUCGGCCACUGCUGAGUAUGGCGAAGCUGCAGCUGUGAAUGCCAGAGACAAGGACUGGCCGCCCAGUGUCAUCACUUAUUCCAUUGCAGCUGGAGGAGGCACCAGGGAUUACACAAAUAUCUUCUGGAUCAGCCCAACCAAAGGACAUGUGAAGAUUUUAGCUAGAUUAGACUAUGAAACAACUCAGAAACACAUUCUCACAGUACAGGCCUCAGACCAAGAGAAGACUGCAACAGCAUCUGUAACUGUCAAUGUUUUGGAAGUAAAUGAUGAAGAACCAGUUUGUUCACCCAAUUUCUAUUCAUUUCAAAUCCCAGUCAGCUUAGCUGUUGGGACCAAUAUUAAUGGCUUCAGGAUUGAAUGUCAAGAUCGUGAUUCUGAUCCCAGGUCUUUCCGUUACUUCAUUAAUGAAGGCAAUGUGAACAAUCAUUUCACCUUUUCACCACAUGCCGGCUCCAACACAUCUCGGCUGAUUCUUGCAUCAAGGUUUGACUAUGAGAGCGGGCUUGAUACAAACUGGAUUUACAGACUGCGCGUCUAUAUAACAGAUGACAAUUUACUAUCUGCCAGGGACAAAGCUGCACACCUAAUUAAAACUGGAACAGUGACUUUAAGCAUCAGAGUUAUCCCAAACCCAACUACCGUCAUUGCCACAACGCCUGGCUUCACUGUUGUGACAAAAAGGGAAAACCUCUACUCUGAAUCGGCGUGGUACGUGCCGUUCGUCAUCACCCUCGGCAGUUUGCUGCUCCUUGGACUGCUGGGGUACCUGGGGUUCCUGCUGGCGACGUGGGUCCGCACCCGCUGCCCUCCGGCAGGCAAAGCAGACGGCACGCCUCUGUGA
This is a messenger RNA of Fulmarus glacialis (Northern fulmar), 1821 nucleotides long. RefSeq names its product cadherin-related family member 3 (gene CDHR3). Gene Ontology annotation, cellular component: synaptic cleft; axon terminus; adherens junction. The annotation marks the transcript as partial. The transcript has 12 exons. Gene Ontology annotation, biological process: cell morphogenesis; homophilic cell-cell adhesion; calcium-dependent cell-cell adhesion. NCBI's taxonomy places the organism in Eukaryota, Metazoa, Chordata, Aves, Procellariiformes, Procellariidae. The record is from RefSeq and is a predicted model, not a curated record. Gene Ontology annotation, molecular function: calcium ion binding; cadherin binding.